GUGAGGGUGGGCGAGACUCUGCAUAGAUAAGUGUAUGCGCGUCCAUUAAAUCUCUCGGCGCUGCAAGCCAAAGCAGAUUGGGCCGUCACGAAGGUCAGUUCACGCGGGAGUGCGCGCCAAGCAACUUCGUCGGCCGCCAAAAGAGGACCAGGAUAGGCGCAGUACAGGACAGGCCAGGCAUGGUGGGGAGGUUGGGCAUAAGGAUAGAUAGGUCGUCACCCGGAUACAGACACAAAACUUUUCAGAGUGCCCCAGUCCCAGCAUCCAUUAGGCGUGAAAAACAUUUGUUUUGUAAAUAUUUCUCGCCACAUACAGAUGAGAUGUGGCAUUUGGAUUUAGAUUUGGACCUGGAUUUUUCAGUGUAAUAAUUAUAAAGUUGCAUAAUUCCCAACACGCAUCACAAUACACACACAAACGCACAGACCGACACAUGAAUCCAUGGAAAUGGGUUCCGCCGCAUCGAAUUUGGGCGUUGCAGUUGCAUAUUAAUGCAUUGCUGCCGUUUCGCUGGGCACUGACUUGUGGCCGCCACCAUGGAAACGUGUCGCACCUGUGCGAUUUCCAUGUUUGUAUGCGAUUCCGAAAAUGGCAGCAACAAUUUCUUGGAUCUCUACCAUCCCAAUUGCUGGCCCAGCGAGAUGGCCCAGAUACGACUGCAGUUUGUUAACUGGAAUCUUGAGAUCUCCCCAAAUGACGGCUUACCCCAAAAGAUCUGCAGCGAUUGUUUCGCUAAAUUUUGCUCCAUAAACGCCUUUCGAGGGGUCUGCCAGGAGGCGCAGCUGAAGUUGUCCAAUAUAUACGACAAAAUCGAUGCCAACAGCCUGGAGGAGGAUGAUCAGGGAGAUGCUUCCUCAGACCAAGUGCAAGAUGUGGAGGGAAUAGGACCAGACAUAACAACAACGACGGUUUCAGCCGAAACUCCACCAAACACUGCCAUUGAACCCAUAGAGAUUUUUGUGGACGAGGAGGAGGAGGAGCUGCAGCCAGACCUCGAGGAAGCCACUAGCCCGCAGCUGACCAUUAGUUACACCUGCAAGUUUUGUCUGCGGCCGCAGGAAAGCUACCAGCUGCAGCAGUUGCUCCUGGAGCACAUCAACACUAGCCACGACUCGGAGCAGCCGUACAAUUGUCCAGAAUGCGAUGCCUGUUUCCAGGAUGCGGCAUCCCGUACCGUGCACCUCAAGAGCUGUCACGUGGAGAAGCAGCACACCUGUGAGGUGUGUGGCAAGAAGUACGGCGAUCGGCACAACCUCCGUCACCACGUUGAAAAAUAUCACACGGACACGGACUUUGAAUGUGGCCUCUGCGAGAAGCGCUUCUUCACCCGGAAAAGCCUCAACUACCAUAUGAAGUGGCACAACCCGGAACGCCAGCUCAAAUGUCGUCAGAGUGGGUGCGAGAGGCUGUUCAUCAAUCAGCGCCAUCUGAAAUGCCACGAAGCCACUCACCUGGGAGCUAGCUCCCGGAAGAGUGAGCAUUGCAGCUUUUGUGGAAAGACCUUUAUUCAUCUGAAGACUCUUCGCUGGCACAUCUACCGACAGCAUGGAGGAGAGAAACCCUACAAAUGUGCCAACUGCACGGAGGUUUUUGCAUCCUACGCCGAGAAACGCAUCCAUAUGCUGGAGAAGCACAGGGAGAACCUAACCGCCAUCGAGCGAAGCGAGUGCAUGAUGUGCCGGCAGCACUUUGCCACAGAGCAGGACCUAGCCAGCCACAUGUCUGCGGAGCACCUUCAUCGACCAGGGAUGCCGGUGAUUGCCAACAACAAGCGUGUCCUGCAGCAGAAGCGGGAACGUCAAUACUCCGGACUCUUCCAGUGCGGCAGUUGCACCCAGAGGUUCAACAUGAAGUCGGCGCUGGAGCGGCACUCUGCCGUGCAUUCGGAGAAGGACCGCCCGCACGCCUGUCCCCAGUGCUCCAAGAGAUUCAAGCGGGUCCAGGACAUGAAGUGGCACAUUAAGACGCACGAGAAGGAGAAGCCAAACGUGUGUGAUGUAUGCGGCAAAUCCUUUGCCCUGAAGUACGUGCUAAACCAGCAUCGACGCAGUCACGAGGUCUUGGAAAAGAACUUCAAAUGCAGCAUUUGCGGAAGAGCCUAUUUAUUUGAAAAGUCCCUGCGACUCCACCAAAGGGUACAUACCGGAAAAACCUACUACAAGUGCGAUCUCUGCCAGGAACGCUUUGUCACGCACAUCAAGCUUAAAACUCACAUGCAAAAGACACACGCCUCUCAGCCCCCCUCUGAGGACACUCUCGAUGAUCUGAUAAACAUUGUGAUUUCCUAACCAAGAGGAACAGCAAAGAAUACUGUUAUAGCCAAGCACAUACAGAAACUGUUUUGCAUUCUGAGCCUAGCUCUCACUAAAUACUCACUAGCAGCAUAGAACUCGAGCCUAGAACUUAUAGACCACACCCUCCAUCCAAAGUUAGACCAUUUACUAGACACACAGGGAUCGCUGCGUCGUGAAUGAGCCGUGAGCUUUAUCUAGAAUAUGUCAUAGGAAAAUGUUAUAUUUUACUAUAUAUGGCCCGUAUCGCAUACGUAAAUACACAAAACUAUAUCGUCUUAAA
This is a messenger RNA of Drosophila bipectinata, 2571 nucleotides long. Its product is annotated as zinc finger protein 883. The record is from RefSeq and is a predicted model, not a curated record. Gene Ontology annotation, biological process: regulation of transcription by RNA polymerase II. NCBI's taxonomy places the organism in Eukaryota, Metazoa, Arthropoda, Insecta, Diptera, Drosophilidae. Gene Ontology annotation, cellular component: nucleus. Gene Ontology annotation, molecular function: zinc ion binding; RNA polymerase II cis-regulatory region sequence-specific DNA binding; DNA-binding transcription activator activity, RNA polymerase II-specific.